This is a messenger RNA of Aphidius gifuensis, 842 nucleotides long. RefSeq lists its product as uncharacterized. The record is from RefSeq and is a predicted model, not a curated record. Bases 89 to 817 code for a protein of 242 amino acids. The transcript has 3 exons. Lineage: Eukaryota; Metazoa; Arthropoda; Insecta; Hymenoptera; Braconidae.
UUCAAUUUAAUUGUCUCUUUGACAACUAGCCAAAUAUAUUUUUUUAAAUUUACAAUUAAAUUGACACAAUUGUCAAUAAAAAUAAACAAUGGAAAUUCGUUUAAUUAUCCAUUAUCGUAAGGUGAUUUAUGAUGACUUUGAUGUCACUCCUGGCUCCAUUAAAAAUCACAUAAAUUCCAAUGAAGAUAAUCAACAAAAAAAUACAUUAAAUACAAAAAUACAACAAAGUAUUGUUAAUAUUAAAUUUAAUAAACAUGGACUAUGUCCAUAUGUUGUUGGUGGAUAUGUUAGCUUGCUCAAAUCAUCAUGUGUUUAUCGUCAAUUAGCCCACAAGUAUCUUGCCAAGUUGGUGUCCAGUGAUCCAUCAAACAACAACAACAAAACAGUAGUCAUAUUAUUGAAGCUAAAAAAAUAUGUUGAUAAAGAAUUUCUGGAUUACAAAUGGAAUGAAAGAAUAACAAUACUAGCUUUGGAACAGAGAGAAAUUGAUUAUGCAAUGUCAUGGUUAUCAACUCUUGGUGGUGCAUUUUCAUCUCAAGGUUUUAAUAAUAAAAUAUAUGCUGAAACUGCUGGUAAAAUAUCAAUUCAUCAAUUUAAAUUAGCACUUCGUCUUGGUAAUCCACUUUUAGUAUCAAGAUGUCAACUUUAUGCUUGUCUCAGUCUAAUUCAACAGGGUCAUUUUAAAUUACCACGUAAAAUUAUACCGAAAAUAUAUAAAUUUUCAAUUAAAGAAAAAGAUAAACAUUUGGGAAAAAUGUGUCAAGGUAUUUGGGCAACUUUACAAUACACUUAUUCAUUAAGAAAAAAUAAUAAAUAAUUUUAAUAGUUUAAUAUUGUUAAAA